GGAGAAAUAGACAUAGAAGGGAUUACACCACUGCUUGAAUAUGCAAUCGGUUUGGCUGCUGCGAUGACUGAGCAGCGUCAUGUGAGAUGGGGAGAGUGUUUUAGCAGUGGAUGAGAUUGAGAUCAGCAGUGACAAAGACAGAAAAAAGGCAAAGAGAAGGAAAGAAGGAGGCAGUUGAGCAAGUGUGCUGCUUUCAGGCGUUCCAUCAUCCACCAAACUCCUGCAGCUUCCCUCCUCCUCCUCCUCCUCCUCCUCCUCCUCCUAGUGUAGAGGAAGAGAGAGAGGGAGCAACAGAGAGAGAGUGAGAGAGAGUCACGCUUACAAGCCAGCGAAGAAGAGACGUCAAGAGGAGGAUCCACAAAGAGAGGGAAAAAAAAAAAAUCCUUCUCUCUCUUCUGCUGCCUCUCUCCGUGCAUCCUACCGGCAGCGAGGAGCGAAGAGGAGCGAGGAGGAUCCGGCUGGCAUAUUUUCUACGCCGCUUCCCCACAUAUUUCUGUGGCUGCAUCACAGUGCGUGGAGCGCAGGGAGAGCCGCCGAGGGCUAGAUCGGUGACACCGCUCCGCAGCAGAGGAAGAGGACGGUAGAGGAGCCGGUAUGCUUAACAACCUGACCGACACAGAGGAGGGGGACGGGGGAGCGCAAAGCCAGGGCGACAGUAACCCCAAGGAGAGCAGCCCCUUCAUCAACAGCAGUGAUGCUGCCGCAGAGAAGAGCCAGCAGUAUGACGGCAAGAACAUGGCCUUGUUUGAGGAGGAGAUGGACACCAGCCCCAUGGUGUCGUCACUUCUCAGCAGUCUGGCCAACUACUCCAACUUACCCCAAGGUAGCAAGGAGCACGAGGAGGCUGAGAACAACGAGGCCGAGUCAUCGCGCAAGAAACCCGUCAAGGCCCCCCAGCUCGGCACUCUGAUGGGCGUCUAUCUGCCGUGCAUCCAGAACAUCUUUGGAGUGAUCCUCUUCCUCAGGAUGACCUGGCUGGUGGGAAUCGGAGGAGUCAUCGGGACGUUCAUCAUCGUCUUCAUGUGCUGUGCCACAACCAUGCUGACUGCCAUCUCGAUGAGUGCCAUCGCUACCAAUGGAGUAGUGCCAGCUGGGGGCUCCUACUACAUGAUAUCCCGCUCGCUGGGUCCUGAGUUUGGUGGAGCAGUAGGUAUCUGUUUCUACCUGGGAACCACCUUCGCUGGAGCCAUGUACAUCCUGGGAGCCAUCGAGCUCCUCCUGAUCUACAUAGCGCCCAAAGCGGCCAUCUUUCCUAUAGAGGGCCUGGAGGGUGCUGAGGCGGAGGCCGCCCUGCUGAACAACAUGCGUGUGUACGGUACCAUCCUGUUGACCUCCAUGGCCACCGUGGUGUUUGUCGGGGUGAAGUACGUUAACAAGCUGGCCCUGGUGUUUCUGGCCUGCGUCAUCCUCUCCAUCCUGGCUGUCUACGCCGGCGUGAUCAAGACUGGCAUUGAACCUCCCAUCUUCCCUGUGUGCAUCUUGGGAAACCGCACUUUGGUGUGGAAAGGCUUUGAUGUUUGUGCCAAGACGCUUGAGACAGCUAAUGGGACCGUCACCACCCAGCUGUGGCGCCUUUUCUGUGAUUCACCUUUCCUCAACGCUACAUGUGACAAGUACUUUGCCGCCAACAACGUGUCUCAAGUGCAGGGGAUCCCUGGGAUCGCCAGUGGAAUCCUGACAGAGAACCUGUUUGGGAACUACUAUGAGAAGGGCGACCUGAUUGCCAGGAGAAACAUGGAGUCAGUGGUAGAUCCUGACGACACCCUGACCAACUCUAACCGCUACGUGUUGGCCGACAUCACCAGCUUCUUCACAUUGCUGGUUGGCAUCUACUUCCCAUCUGUGACAGGGAUCAUGGCUGGAUCCAACCGCUCAGGAGACCUGCGUGAUGCCCAGAAGUCAAUCCCCAUCGGAACCAUUGCAGCCAUCACCACCACCUCCACUGUCUACAUGUCCAGCGUGUUUCUGUUUGGUGCCUGCAUCGAGGGAGUGGUCCUCAGGGACAAGUUCGGAGAGGGUGUCCACGGGAACUUGGUGAUCGGCACAUUGGCUUGGCCAUCACCAUGGGUGAUCGUGAUUGGCUCGUUCUUCUCCACCUGCGGGGCGGGCCUUCAGAGCUUGACAGGAGCUCCCCGUCUCCUGCAGGCCAUCGCCAAGGAUGGCAUCGUGCCCGCCCUUCGGAUUUUUGGCCAUGGGAAGGCCAACGGAGAACCCACAUGGUCCCUCCUGCUGACAGCUUGUAUCUGUGAGAGCGGGAUCCUCAUUGCCUCGCUGGAUGCAGUGGCUCCCAUCCUCUCCAUGUUCUUCCUGAUGUGCUACAUGUUUGUGAAUCUGGCCUGUGCCCUCCAGACGCUGCUGAGGACUCCGAACUGGAGGCCGCGCUUCAAGUUCUACCACUGGGCUCUGUCCUUCCUGGGGAUGAGCUUGUGUCUCACUCUUAUGUUCCUCUGCUCUUGGUACUAUGCCAUUGUUGCCAUGGUAAUUGCUGGCUCCAUCUACAAGUAUAUCGAGUUUGCAGGUGCGGAGAAAGAGUGGGGCGAUGGGAUACGAGGUCUGUCUCUGAGCGCUGCACGUUACGCUCUCAUGCGGCUGGAGGAAGGUCCCCCACACACCAAGAACUGGAGGCCACAGCUGCUGGUGCUGGUCAGUACCGAUGCAGAGCAAAAUGUGGAGCAGCCCCGUCUGCUGUCCCUGACCAACCAGAUGAAAGCAGGCAAGGGUCUAACCAUCGUUGGGACGGCUCUAGUGGGCACGUACCUGGAGAACUAUGACCAGAGUCAGCGUGCGGAGCAGGCACUGCGUAAACUGAUGGAGACCGAGAAGGUGAAGGGCUUCUGUCAGGUGACCGUGUCCUCAAACCUGCGUGACGCUACAUCCCAUCUGCUCCAGGCCAGUGGUCUGGGCGGCCUGAAACACAACGCUGUGCUGGUCUCCUGGCCACGCAACUGGAAGCAAGGGGAUGAGCACCAGACCUGGAGGAACUUUGUCGAGUUGGUGAGAGAAACCACAGCAGCUCACCUGGCUAUGCUUGUCCCGAAGAACAUCGCAGCGUUCCCGUCCAAUGGCGAGCGCUUCACAGAGGGUCACAUUGACGUGUGGUGGAUCGUCCACGAUGGAGGCAUGCUGAUGCUGCUGCCCUUCCUUCUCCGCCAGCACAAGGUUUGGAGGAAGUGCAAGAUGCGCAUCUUCACCGUGGCCCAGAUGGACGACAACAGCAUCCAGAUGAAGAAGGACCUGACCACAUUCCUGUAUCACCUCCGUAUUGACGCAAUGGUUGAAGUUGUAGAAAUGCAUGACAGUGACAUCUCCGCCUACACUUACGAGAAGACUCUGGUGAUGGAACAACGAUCGCAGAUGCUUAAACAGAUCAACCUGACCAAGACUGAGCGUGAGAGAGAGAUCCAGAGCAUCACCGAUUCAUCCCGUGGCUCUAUCCGCCGCAAGAACCCGGCCGCCGUGACCACCCAGCUGAGUGUAUCCGAGGACCCGCCCGUAGCCAGCAAGGAGGAGAAGCCCGAAGAAGAGUCAAAGUCGGCCUCUCCCCCUGUGUCCCCCCCUGCUCAGGUUCAGCUCAUCCAUGACAACACCACUCCGGCCAGCCCUGAAACCCCGGCCACCCCGCUGACCCCCGCCGAGGGGGCUCAGAGCCCCGGGGAGCAGGUCCAGAUGACCUGGACUGAGAAGUGUGAUGGCGAGCCAGCCAAGCCGCCGGGAGCAGCCACACCAGAGGGCAUCAAAGACAUCUUCAACAUGAAGCCUGAGUGGGAGAACCUGAACCAGUCCAACGUGCGGCGUAUGCACACAGCACUCAGGCUGAAUGAAGUAAUCAUGAAAAAGUCCUCGGAGGCCAAGCUAGUCCUCCUCAACAUGCCGGGACCGCCCAAGAACCGGACAGGUGACGAGAACUACAUGGAGUUCCUCGAGGUUCUCACUGAGGGCCUCAACCGGGUCCUCCUGGUCCGCGGAGGCGGCCGCGAGGUUAUCACCAUCUACUCCUGAAAGAGCAGCCCCCUCCCCUCCCCUCCCCCCCAUCACCACUCCUCCCUCAGCCCCGUUCCUGUGUCCGCUGUACUCCCGCCACCUCAUCAAUGCUGCUCCAUUAUCAUGUCGUCCUUACCGUUUAUUUCUAUGAGAUAGUCCUCUCACACUCCAACAAUGACCCCGGCUCAGCUUAGCACCUCACCCUCAGCUCCAUCCCCAGCAGACCGAUGAGCAGUGUCACACAUUCAGCUACGAAUCCUUCCACUCUAGUCCAAUAAGCUCCUAUGACUAUUGUAGGCUCUAGACUAAAUUAGAAGCUAUCUAGAUUUGUUCUUAAGGAAACUUUUUUUUUCUUCGUUGCUCGUCUGUUAUCUACUGUAGUAACUCGGUCGGGAGGUGGCGGUGGCGGUGGGCGCGGGUCGUUUGCUGAGGUGUGAGUCCACAUGCAUGCAUGUGUGUGUCUUUGCUUUAAUUGUUUUUAUUUUUAUUUUUUUUCUCGAACACAAGUGUGGCAUAGACGCGGCUUCUGCUCGAAAAGAACGAGAGCCAGCUGAAAUGAGCUCAACGUAGGAUUGUCUGUUAAGUUCCCUCGUGGUGAUCGGACACCUCCCACAGCGUUCCAGCCUGUAAGGCAAAAAGACACUGCUACCCACGAUCAGGACCACCAGCUGGAGGAAGGAGUACAAUGUAGUAGUUAAGUAUGGACUGUGAAACUCACAUCGAUAGUCGAAGAAGACUGAAAAGGGGCGCGUGGAUCCACCCGGCAGUAUUAUCUUUAACCUGGUCACCACAUCACAUGACAUCCUUACAGCUGUGUGUGUGUGUGUUUCUACUCCACUUGGUUUCCCGCCUACCUACCUACCUUCCUUUCAACUCAUUUCUUAGUGGCUGUUUAACCCUGUGGCCACUGUUAGUGCCAAAAAAAUAAAAUAAAUAAAAAGUACGAGGAUAGCUUAGUUCGUAGAGGUUGACACGUAAUUAAACUGUGAAUAGUGCGUUUACUAGCUGAAGGCUGGUAUGUCAGCGGAGCGGGGUGACAGUACAGCGCCCCCACCCCCCUACCCCCCACUCCGGAGGAGAUUAUCAUCGCCAGCACCCCUCAAACCCUCGUGUGGAUCACUGUAAAUAAUGUACAAGCUCUGACGCGUUGUUCAGUAUGAGUGUAGUAUUUUUGUGACAUACUAAAAAGCUUCUAGUGGAGAGAAAACGUUCCUUCGCUCGGAGGGACAGCUCAAAAAUGCUGUUUUUAAAACAACUACACAUGGUUGAUUUAUUUAUUUAUUGGAUUUAUUUAUUGGAUGGCAUAGGCUCCUGUCACUAUGGUAACCGUCAUUGUAACCUCAACAAAGCACUGCACCUGCACUGUCCACCACUGUGCAAACGAGUGAAAUUUUGAUGAUUUCAUCAAGUUCAUUAAAAUAUUUAAAAAAAAAAAGUAUAAUAAUAUUACUAAAUGUUAUUUUUUCAUCUAGAGAACAAAUAUGUAUUUAUGUUUAUAGACAGAAGUUACACAUAAUGAUAAAAUAGUUGUCUAUCAUACUGAUUGUCACUCAAAGCUAUAUCAUUGUUGUUUUGCCAAAUUUAGAUACAUUAACUGUGCCAUAUCGACAUACUUUCCAAAUAGGGGGGAAAAAAAUAAAUUUUUAUUGAUUCAAAUCAGAGAGAACAAAGUGCGCCGAGUGUCUACAUGAAACUAGUAUGAUGAUGACACUGUAGUUGGAAAGUCGCCCUAUAGACGAUUGAAGAAUGCAGGUUCAGCCCCUCCAUUUAAAAAAAAAAAUAAAUCGUAUCCACCCAGGAGAGAUUUUGAACAUGUGUCAGUUACUUGUUUAUAGGGUUUAUAGAGGACAAUGACUUCUGUAGCUGCCAAACUCGCUUUGUCCACAAGAAUGAACUCUAUGCAGUAGACUCUCCAGUGAGAUUUUCUAUCCUCCAGACUGAUUGAGAUUUGAGCCACACACGUCCCCGACUGAAUGACUUGUGAGCAAAAUCAUGUUUAGGUUUGAAAAGUGCAUUUUGGAAGGAAUGUGCAAUAGCUGAAAUCCGGACUCAUGUGAUUCAUGUUAUUUAUUUUUUUACACAUAUAUUUUGUAUAUGUAGAUUUCGUAAGUCUUAUAAGAAUCAUCUCACUCUGACCAAGGACAGCUGUCACUUUACGUUCAAUUAUUCCUGUUUCUUUUCCUGAAGAAACUAUUUUUUGGUCAUUUGCACUUGUAGUAGAAAUAUAAAUAAACACGUAUAUAUAUACAGUAUAUACAAUAUAGGGAAGCAAAAGUAAUUAGUUUCUAGAACUAUUUAAAAAAAAACAGUAUUAAAUGUUUUUAGUGUUGCUUGAAUGUCGGAUCAUAUGUUGUGAAUGCUGCUAGUAUCUAUAGAUUUAUUUGUACUGUAAAUAGAGAUGAUGAAAACUUUAAAAUUAAAGAAAAAGUGAAAAAGGGUAUAGACAUACAUAUCAGCGGUGGCGGCGGUGGUGAUCUAACAAGACAAGGCUGUACCUGUAUCCAUUUGGCCUGUGAUCUCUGGACAGGGUUUGUGUUUUAGUAGAAAACUACACUGAAUACCUUGAUGCAAUAUUAAAAAAAAAAAAAACAAAAACAAAAAACAAACAAACAAAAAAAAAGACGAGAGCAAAUCCUGCACCCUUUUGUUCUCUUUUUACGAAAAAAAAAAAACCUCCUCCUCUCUUGGUUAUCUUAAAUCCCUCGAGUAAAGUGAACAAAUUUUAAGGUAACAAGUUUAUAGCGCACGUAGUGUAAUUGCCAAAAGGUCUAAAACGCCGAGCAUUUCUGGUUCAUUUGAUAAAUGUUUGCAAAAUUUUUAAACACAGCUACCUUUGACACCUGCGACACUUAACGAGCAGCCACUCCUAGUUUUUCGAAGACGCUUUGGGGGUUUGUUUUGAGGGACACGGUUACUUUUGGGAUCGUCUCUACAACAUUGCCUGCAUCAACUGAGCCUUUUAAAUUGAUUCAAGAAGAAGAAAAAAAAUAAUGAUUAUCUGAUGUUUAUUGGAGACGUUUAUUGGAAAUUUGUUUAUUUAUUGAAUUCUAAAUGUUUUAUAAUUGCUGUUUGCAUGGUACUCCGUGGCAAUAUUUGUUUUUGUUUCUUUUUUGUUUUUUUUUUAGUGGUUUCUAUAGUGAUGACUUACAUGUUCAAAGUGCAGAGCGGAGGGAGAAGGUGGCCAGAACUCGGGAGCGUUGCCGUAAUCUCAGACCUUGAAAACAAGUCUUUGCAAAAAAAAACAACAAAAAAAAAACAAAAUAGAAAAAGUAUGAGUUCGCUAUAUUGUUACUUGUUAUAUUUGCUCAAAUAAUCUUGCGUACUGGGCGAUUUUAAGUUUGUGAAUAGAUGGGCCUUAGGAAUGGUCAUUUCACCUUUGUAAAUAUAUUUAUCACUUAAGUCAGAGACACUGUAACCUACUAGUGUUGUCUUUUGUUGUACACUGUUCUAUCACUGUGGACAAAGUCUUAGAGUUUUGUAAGAUUAUGUGCAAUAUUGUUCUCGCAUUGCUUUAAAAAAGAAAUACUAUCAUUUAUUUAUUUUGUCACUCUUGUGUUUUUUUUUUAAUUUUCUUUUUUUUAUUAUUAUUAUUUUUAUUUAUAUGAAUACCUGGAGGUGUAAAGCAGUCACUUACUUUAUAAAAAUGUCUGUCACCAGGUCUUAUGGACCAUAAAGAUCUAAAGUGUUCAACCCAAAUGUGGCUGAGACAGCAAAGCACUUUAACACCGAGGGGGCGCUCUGUGACAGGAUCAGUCUGCAGGAGCUGGAGGGUCCAACACCUGCUCUGCGCAGACUCUAUCCCACAGCGGCCCCUGGUGGCUCAAGAGUGUAUUACAGUCAGCUGUAGACUAUGACAUAGGAUCGACGCCCGUCGCCCUGCAGUUGUGAACUGCAAUAAUUCCGAGAACCCGCCUGCUGAUUUCGUUUACAUCAUUCGCGCAUUUUUUUGGAUAUUUUAAGCAUGCAUCACCGUCUUCUUUCGUUUCUCUUGCCAAACUUCUUUUAAAAAAAAACACUAAUAAUAGUAACUGUUAAAUUUAUAGUGCUUGUCACUCAAUCUGUGAGGUGAGCCUUCCCAGACUCCCCGUCCCUCCCCCCUCCCCUUCCCCUCACCCCCUACCUACCUACCUGCCCUCUGGUCUCCUCCAUCCCAGCCACAAAAUCCACCCCAGCUCUGUAUUUUAAAUGUGAUUGCAGUAUAAUUCUGAAAAAUGAUCAAAGAAUAUAAAACUCGCGCUUCCAAUCCUGGUACAGGCUCUGCUUUGACCACAAGAGAUAGUCGACUUAGAAACCAGCACACCCCCCUCCCCCUCUCCCAUCAAACUGAUCCACGAUCUCGAUCGGAUCCUUUCGCCUGCACAACUGUAGCAUGAGACAAAACUUGCCGGUGAUCAUUACUCAGUCUCCAUCCUUAAAUGGAUAUUAAGGGCUCUGAAACACAUCUGUUACCGGGUUGAGGAGGCUGUCCUUAUAAGACACCAACAGAGAAAUACAGAACAAACCCCAGAUCACUGCAGAGAGGGCGCGCAGUCUGUAGCUGGAACAAGAUCGUACCCUCCGGUUUCUCCUCGCGGAGGCACCGGACAGACGUGCCUGAGGUGAUUCAACAGCUGCACUAACGUUUCAGUCGAUUUCUCUCUGGGAGUCAGACGAGGAGAAAAAAAAAAAGAACAAAACUCAAGUGGCUAUCCAUGCAGUGCAAGCAGAGCCCCAUUCCAGUUAUGUUGUGUAACUCAGUGCAUGCAUGCAAUUACCCUGAACAAGGUGUAUUGAAAAUAUAAUGGGUGUUUGUGGUAUACAAGUAUUUUAUUUCUAUCGUUUAGAGACUUUCCUUUUUAGUAGUAUAUUUUCUCUUUCCUUAGGACUGGCCAAUCAUUGUAUCCGAGUAUUAUAGUACAAGAAUCUAUUUUUUAAUGGUAGAUCUGUUGGGACUCUCAUUUGUGUCAAAUUUUAUCUGCAGAUGAAACGAUUACCAAAGUAUAUUUCAGUUGACUACAUAAAUGAGUGUGAAAAUGCGUGCUCCAGUGAGUUAGACGCAGACCACGGUGUUCACCUUUCUACAAUUUGUAGCAGUUAAGUUUAAUUAAAAGUAAAAAAAAAAAUAUAUAUACAUUUAGUUUCAAAGAACAUUGGACGUGCCAAAGUAUUUUAAUGGAAGUUGCUUGAAAGUGCAGCGUCUGACGCUGUAGAUGUACCUCUAUUCUGUCACCAGCUGUGGUUUUAUUCAGUGCGUUCCUCAAUAUUCACUUUUUUUCUUCUCGUCUUGUCAAGAACUUCGCAAGCACGCAGAGUGGAAACAAGUAGCCAUCCUCUACCCAAAAGGUUAAAGAAACCCCCUAAUAAACACACAUCUUCUUUAUUCCUACUAAAACAAAAACAAGUCUAUUUAGCCGACCGAUACCUUGGUGUUAGUCAAUUAUAAUAAAUUAUCUGAUGAGGAACGCCUUAAAAAUGUUGUAUUAUUUAGAUGAGAUCUCAUAUGUUAAGUAUUGUAAAAUUGAGGUUUUAAUUUGAACAAAUUGUUUCCAGUGCUUAUGCUAAGCUAACUUAGCCUCCUGUGGCUCCUUUAACCCCAGAGACACGAGCGCCUUUAAUCCCAUCAUUUACCCAAAAUGAUUAUCGUUUGAUUUAAGAACCUGUGCCUCUGCCAGAGGAAGCUGAUCACGGUCGACUUGUGUCUAACUCACUGGACUUGUGGGAAACAUUUUGUAUGGAUGCUUGAAAACUGUAAUGGAUGUAGAUGAUAUAUACAGCAUACACACAAAGACACACCUGUAUCAAAUUUCGCAAAAUAUGGAAAUGUUCUUUCAUUCUGAGCGGUUCAUUACUUUUCCUUGAUACUGUACCUGGUCUUAUGGUAAAGCUGUAGUUCGUUCCUUUCAGUUCUGUGGGAGUGUGUAUGUGUGCGUACACUUGUUAACUGCUGGGGGGCGGGGGUGGUUGUGGGCGCGGGUGGGAGGGGGCUACAUGUAAAUAAAUGAAAUACAGUUAGUGUGGAGGUGUUUAUUUUUUGUGUCAGUGUAAGUUAAAUAUUCUAAAAUAAAAAAAAGACAUGUAUUAUUCUCUAUUGUGAUUCAUGGUACAUUUAAAAAGAGGAAAAAAAGUAGUUUUAUCUUACAUUUCAAAUGCUUAUCUCUAUGGCUUCUGGCGAUACCCGUUCCAUUUUAUAGAUUUGUCAGCACAAAAUGCAAUAAACCAAUACCAUUUUAUUACA
Molecule: messenger RNA, 10195 nt
Organism: Mugil cephalus (flathead mullet)
Lineage: Eukaryota; Metazoa; Chordata; Actinopteri; Mugiliformes; Mugilidae
Gene: slc12a5a
Product: solute carrier family 12 member 5a
Exons: 26
Coding region: 595-3999 (1134 amino acids)
Biological process (GO): cell volume homeostasis; chemical synaptic transmission; potassium ion import across plasma membrane
Cellular component (GO): membrane
Molecular function (GO): potassium:chloride symporter activity
Source: RefSeq, a predicted model, not a curated record